Molecule: messenger RNA, 2341 nt
Organism: Lingula anatina
Lineage: Eukaryota; Metazoa; Brachiopoda; Lingulata; Lingulida; Lingulidae
Product: guanine nucleotide-binding protein G(I)/G(S)/G(O) subunit gamma-5
Biological process (GO): G protein-coupled receptor signaling pathway
Cellular component (GO): heterotrimeric G-protein complex
Molecular function (GO): G-protein beta-subunit binding
Source: RefSeq, a predicted model, not a curated record
UCUAUCACAGUUUAGGUUAACGUUCCUCACGAAGUGCUUUGUUUUCACGUUGGUUUGUGCUAUCUUUGACUUAAGAUCCCUAAAAUGUCAAGCCAGGUUCAAGCCCUCCAGAAACAAGUUGAGCAGCUUCGACAUGAAGCUUCUAUACGCCGCAUUCCUGUGUCUCAAGCCAUUCAAGAGCUUCUGACAUACACAAAUCAAAAUGCACCCAGUGAUGUGCUCUUGAAUGGAAUCUCACAGUCAGAAAAUCCUUUCCGUGAUCAGAAGAACUGCACUAUACUGUAGGAAACGGACAAAAUGGUGAUAUGUCUCUGGACCUCUUUGGAUCAUUGUCUCACUAUGCUAGUGCAGUCAUCUUUGUGUGAAUCCGUCAUCUAUAUACAGCAGCUUGUAAAAUGGAAAGCAUGAAUAGCGAAUUGUACAUGUCUCUGUAACUCACAGGUGUUGUUGGUAUCAGUGUAACAGUAUAUUUGUAUGUAUGUACAAUCAAGAACUUUACCUAAUAAUCAAUUCAUUUAAUUUUUUUAUGAAAACAUAAUCAUAAAGAACUUCUGAUGGAGUGAGACUAUACUUGUUUAGAAUGGGGACCAGCCCAGUUAGUGAAUAGGGAGAUAAAGCACACUGACGGAUUAUACCCUCAUUGAUUGGAUUACUUGGAACUGGAACUAGAAACUGGAAUUCAACAGACUUUAAUCUCUUUGAAAGUCAAUAUCAUUUUAAAAACUUGGAGCAAAUAUAAAAACCAUUUGAUACCAAGCAUUUAAAAUGUUGACUGGUUAGUUAAUGCAAAAUUCCUUAUUCGCUAAUUAAGACGCACAUGGAUUAUCAUAUUCACCAAGCUUUUGGCCAGUGCUGAAAAACAGUUAAAAAUUUAGAGCAAUUUUUUUUAUAUAUGCAAAAGUAUAUUUAUAUCAAUAGUCACCAACAUUUUGGAUUUUUUUUUAUCAUGAUAAACUGUUUAACAUUUUAUUCUAAAAAUUUCAGUUUCCCUAAACUUUACAUCAGCACAUUAUAGUAUAUGUGUAAGUCAAAGAAUAAUGUGAGGCAAUUGUCAGCUUCCCACAUAAACUCGUUAAUUAGAAUAAUUCUUGACCUAAAAUGCCAUUUUCUCAUAUCAGAACUAUGUCUAGAAGCUUAUCUUUUCCAGAAAGACAUCCUAUGUUACAUACUUUUGUUUUCACAACUGCCUCUAAUAUUAGACACUUCCUGCUAACAACCAUGCAUCAUAAAAAUCUCAAAAUGUAUGCAUUUUGUUCGAGAGUAUAUAUCCUAUCUUUAAAGGUAAAGAGUGAACUGCCAAAAAAAAUGUUGUCUUUUCAAUUGAGAAGGGCAGUAAAUAUGACAAGGUACCUUUGUUAUAGACAUUUACCUUGAGAGAAAUGCAAAAUAAUAUAACACCUUUUCAGCUAGUUUCAUGGUGCACAAAGUGAUAUUAGAUUAAUUUUUCUUUCUUUUAUAUGCUGAGCUGUAAUCUUUAACUAAAGAGUGGUUGAGGGUGGAUUUUUACCUUUUGAAAUAUCUUGUUUCUGCUAGAUUUUGUCAUGUUCAAUACUGUAUUUUGUAUUGUGAUCUGUGUAAAUUAAGUUUGAUUUUAAUUGAAAAUAAAUAUGGGAUUCCUAGAUAUAUUCUAUAAUUUCAGGAUUUCUAAGUAUAGAAAAGACUUAUUGUUUAUUCUUUUUGACGCCCAAGUUUAUACAUGAAUAUGAUAUCUGAAACUCAUUUGGCAAAUUUUACUUCUAUGAUUUCAGUAUGUGGUAACUUGCAUUGCUUUUGGGGCAGGUCUUAAUCAAGUUGAAGCAAUUUUUCCGUAAAACCUUAAUACAAAUAGUGUGAAAUAGUUUAAAAUGAUAUUGUCAAAUCCACCCAUUGUGUUAAUUAAUUUCAUGGGUGUUUGCAAAAUUGAUUAUUUCGUAUAAAACUAGGUUCUGAUAAGAAAAGUUUGAUGAAAAUUUAGUUCUUAUCAUAUUUCAUGCCAUAAACUAAAACCUGGGAUGUCGAAUUGGCCUUUUAAGUUUAAGUUUGAAAUUUUAGAAAGUUUCAUUUUAGUAUGAUACCGUUCUUUUUUUUUUUCUGUGAGAAGUCUCAGAAGUGUAUUUUAUGAUGAAAGGUUGGGAAUUGAAUGAAUGAAAAUCUAAAUGUCAUUAGAACAGUGUAUUUAAAUACUUAUGUAUGAGCCAUUUUCCUUUGGCUUAUUCCCAGUAUUUCCUUUUUUUUCAGAUUCUUGAAUGUAUAAUUGAUCCUUAUGGAUCAGUUUCCCCCCAAUCAUUAUCAAUAUACAUGUAGUAAAAUAUGUAGUCUUGUUUGUCAUACUUUUUUCUGAAUAAAUGUUUUAUGCACUUUA